Molecule: messenger RNA, 714 nt
Organism: Dioszegia hungarica
Lineage: Eukaryota; Fungi; Basidiomycota; Tremellomycetes; Tremellales; Bulleribasidiaceae
Product: NADP-dependent oxidoreductase domain-containing protein
Exons: 4
Coding region: 1-714 (237 amino acids)
Molecular function (GO): oxidoreductase activity
Source: RefSeq, a predicted model, not a curated record
AUGCAGACACGAGAGCUGAACGACGGCUCAUCCAUCCCGGUCUUUGCUUUCGGUACAGCAACCGCGCAUGGACGCACUGAGUGUUCCGAAGCGAUCCUGCUGGCGCUACAGAAGCGUUUUAGGCACAUUGAUACCGCUUACUCGUACGAGAAUGAAGAGUCGGUCGGGCUCGCACUCACGAAAUGGGGUGGACAACGGAAGGAUGUCUUUAUAUGCUCGAAAUGGGGCUACUUCAAGCCUGAUCAUGACUAUGACCCCGAGUUGGAGCUUCAAGGCAGUCUGAGAAGGAUUGGAGUGGACUACUUGGACCUGUGUGAGUUGUAUCCGCCGCAGGGAAUGACCAAUGUCGAAGCCUGGAAGAAGAUGGAGAACUUCCAUCGGCGAGGCUUGGUCAAAUCUAUCGGCCUGAGCAGCUUCAAUGCUGAUCAUAUCGAAGAGAUCGCGAAGAUCUGGGCGAUUAAGCCAUCCGUGAACCAGGUCGAAUAUCAUCCGUACAGCUUCCAUGAGCCUCGUAUGGUCCGCAUGGCCGAGACAUGCAAAAAGUACGAUAUUGCGAUUUCGCCAUUCACCUCACUCGCUCCCUUGACCCGCUUCCCCGGCGGGCCGGUCGACGAGGUGGUGGAACGCAUCAGUGAUUCUCGAGGCGUGACCGCGGCGCAGGUACUUCUCGCCUGGGCUAGGCAGGUCAGCGAAGGAGGGCCAGUCGUGACGUGA